Astyanax mexicanus (Mexican tetra) is the source of this 3034-nucleotide messenger RNA. It is a transcript of the gene olig1, whose product is annotated as oligodendrocyte transcription factor 1. The coding region runs from base 617 to 1357 and encodes 246 amino acids. The record is from RefSeq and is a predicted model, not a curated record. The transcript has a single exon. Lineage: Eukaryota; Metazoa; Chordata; Actinopteri; Characiformes; Acestrorhamphidae. Gene Ontology annotation, molecular function: protein dimerization activity.
AUAUGGCUGAAUUUUCUCACUCUCUGGGUGAAUCUCCUCCUCUCUGCAACAUCCUCUGAGGGGAAGGGUAAUUAGAUCGAUUGUAAGGAUUGUAAGGAAUAGAGUUGGACUGUUUUACAUGUGUUUGACAGAGAGAGGGAGGAAAGAGAGAGAGAGAGAGAGAGAGAGAGAGAGAGAUGGAGAGAACAGAGUUUGAACAUUAGAUCAUUACUCCUGUCUUGUCCUCCUCAUUUUCUCCCUAUGGUCUGAGUGUGGUCCAGUCAGCGAGACUGUGUGAUGGACCAGAACGAUUUGAAGACAGUUUGACUAGGAAAAACCUUUAAGCUCUCAACCAAUGGCCAGUGAAACUUCUGGGCAUGGUAGACAUGGGUAUGGACUUGAAGAACUGAAGCAUUGAAGAACCAAGGAACUGUUGGAUGAAUCUCCAUUGAUUUCUGCUGGUGGAUGACCCCAACUGGAACCACUGGCUAAAGAAUCAAGAGUUCUUGGUGACCUGCAAGGAUUCAACAGCUGUCAACGUGAUCUAAAUGUGGAUGAGAAGACUUUUAUGAGAACAUCCUUGACUUGUGGAGGAAGUGACUCGUAGAACAUACUUCAGAGCAACUGCUUUGAAAAAAUGCAUCCAGCGUCGAGUCUCAAAGUCAGUGAACAGGACGAGGAAUCUUUACAGCAGCUCAUGCCCAGAUCUGUGAGGGUUGGCUCAGUAGCCACAGCAGUAGGAGGAUCACUGUCUGAUCUUGGGGGUUUCCAAGGGCCCCAGAGACACCCCAAACUCCCCCGAGAGCUCAGCCUGGAGGAACAGCAGGAUCUGCGACGGAAGAUUAACAGCCGAGAGAGAAAAAGAAUGCAGGAUCUUAACUUGGCUAUGGACGCUCUGCGGGAAGUGAUGGUACCUUACUCGUCUUCCCCUUCUUCCUCACCUCCCGGAGCUGGAGGGGUUGGACCACAGCAUCCUUAUCUUCCUCACGGACCUCCUCCGAACGGCCGUCGCCUCUCCAAGAUCUCCACCUUGGUUUUGGCACGCAACUACAUUCUUCUGCUGGGAUCAUCUCUUCAAGAAAUGAGACGACUCCUGGGUGAGGUCAGUAUUGGGAUGGGCGUUGGUGGAACAGUGCCGCGAGUGCUCCUUGCUGGAGGGUGGCCAGUUCUCACAGGGCCAGGGCAGCUUCUGCUAACCCCUCCGGAGGUCCAGCCACUCGGUGCGGUAAAGUGUUCUCCAUUGCCAGUGAAUGACCCCUCAACCUUGGGGGAGUCAUGGAGUUCAGCAGGGGUGGUAGGAACCACGCUCUGCCCCUGCGGGGUGUGUAGGGCACCUAGAGUGAUGCACGGCCCACCCACAUCACGCUUUCAAAAAUAAGCCCUGGACUUCCAUAAGAGGACAUGCAUUUCUAAGACUUUUGAUACUCUUAGUUAUACUAGCUUCUCUUUGUUCGUUUGUUUGUUGGUUUGUUUUGUUUUGUUCACUUUUUGCUCUUUAUUUUGUGAUAGUGAUUUUAAGAUCUUCAUAGUCUAAAUUUGCAUAAAACUAUUAUUACAUAAUUUAUAUAUUCCAGUGGUUCUUGGGCCUGGUUUUGGAACAGUGCUACCCUUCACAUUUUAGCAAUUGAAAAACUGAUUUUAGGGCAAUUAACAAAUCAAACAUGUCUUGUCUUGUCGUGUCUUGUCUUGAUUAACUGAACUAGUUGUCUUAGAGCAAGGAACAAAUCAAAAUAGCCACUGGUAUAUGCAAUUGAAGAUUAAAGCAUUGCAUCAAAAUAUUAAUAGGAAACAAAAUAUGUAAAACAUAUUGUCAAGAUUGAACUAAGUGUUUUUUUGUUUCUGAAGUAUGUGAAAUAUCUCUAAAUAUAUCUAAAACCUAUGAAAGACCAAAAAGAUGUAUUUGACUGUUCAGCUUGACUGAAACAUACUUCAAGCUAGGAUGCAAACACAGACACAGACUGUGGUUUAUACAAGUACCUAAGUACCUCUGGUGUGCAUUAUUCCCACUGUCCAACAGUCAUGGCGGUAACACCAUCUAACUGGCUGUUUGCAGAUGCUAUUCUCUAUGCUUUGCACUCUAUGGUCCCUAUGAGUAGCCCCUGAGAGCAACAUAAGAGUUUACGUUAAUGUUUUGUACAGUAGGACCAUGCAUUUGCUGAGCAUUGGCUGGAUUUUUCUCUGGUAUUUGCACUUCUUGCAAUCUCUUCUUAAAGUGUGUUUUUAUUUUUUUUAUGUUUUGUAAACGCAAAAACAGGAACUUAUUUGUGUAACAAAUUAUCCUCAUCUGUCAAAGCAAAGUGAAAAUGAAUAAAGAUUUUUUUUAUGGUUUAUGAAUAAAUAUAUACAGUAAAUGUCUGUGCAUGUGCAGUAUGUGUGCUUCAAGAAACGCGGUGAAUAUUCACCUUGCCUCCAUCAACAGGCUAUCAGGCUAUUCCAUCCAAUGUUAUUCCCUUUUCUUUGUCGGUUUGCUCUUAUUUGAAUGUAUGCGUGGGUGUGUGCUUGUGCUCUCUUCAUCUAAGUGUAUGUGAGCCCUAGCAGACUGAAAUAAUUACUCCAGCCCUCUCCAUGCGCCGAGGAGGUGCAGCUUAUGGCAAUACUGCAACAGUCUCUCUCUUUCUCUCCCUCUCUCUCUCUCUCUCUUAGCCCGGGCCUUGCUUCUUCUUUAGCCCACCUCAAACUCUCCCAUUCAACAGGCAACAGCCCAAACAAACCCAGACAUCAAAACGCGUCUCUGUAAUUACUUCGCUCUGCUCUCCGGCCCUCCCUCCGUCCCCCAGCCCUCGCUCACAGAGGUAAAAGACCGUUUAUCCCCGGCCGGUGUGCCGCAUAUUCAUUACGCUCUGCUCACAAUACGUUCAAACGCCCAGAAAAUGUGUUCCCAUCAAAAGAGCUCGCCCUGCAAAAGUAGAAACGCCACCCCUUCACCUCCCCCCUUCGGCACCCAAAACUCUGACGUCCGUCACCCAUGGCGCUAAAGAGCAGGCCUCUUUUCAACCCAAAUAGAAAAGGAGGCAGCGGUGAAAGAGAGCAAAGGCAGUCCCUGCUUCAGGACUGG